AUUCACCGGUAUUCUCUAUCGCCGUCUUUCUUGCGCCCUAAGUUUACAGCAACAAUGGUGAAGCUGGAGAACGAAACCAGCGAUGACGUAGUGAUCGGAAUCGACCUUGGGACGACCUAUUCAUGCGUCGCCGUCUCCCGCUACGGCAAGACGGAAAUCAUAGCAAACGACCAGGGAAACCGCACCACCCCUUCCUCCGUCGCCUUCACCGCCGCCCCCAACCCCGAGCGCCUCAUCGGCGACGCCGCCAAGAAUCAGGCCGCUCUCAACCCUCGCCGCACAAUCUUCGACGCCAAGCGCCUGAUCGGGAAGAAAUUCGACGAUCCGGAGGUCCAGAGCGACAUCAAAUUCCUGCCCUACCCUGUCGUCAACAGAGACGGCAAACCCUACGUCGAGGUAGAGUUUAAUUCCGCCCCCAAAGAGGUCAAAUCGUUCAGCCCCGAGGAAAUCAGCGCCAUGAUUUUGGGGAAGAUGAAGGAAACCGCUGAAUCGUACCUCGGGAAUCCAGUUACCGGCGCCGUCAUCACUGUGCCUGCCUACUUCAACGACGCGCAGAGGCAGUCCACGAAGGACGCCGGGAGAAUCGCGGGGCUCAACGUCCUCAGGAUCGUCAACGAGCCGACCGCGGCGGCGAUCGCCUACGGUAUGAACCACCAAAACCCUCUGAAGAGGAAGGCGGACUCACAAAAGGGUAAGAUUCUGGUCUACGAUUUGGGGGGCGGGACGUUUGACGUCAGCGUGCUGGAACUAGACGGCAGGGAGUUCUGUGUGCUGGCGAGCGGCGGAGACACUCAUCUCGGAGGUGGAGAUUUCGACCAGAGAGUGAUGGCGUAUUUCAUCAAUUUGAUCAAGAGGAAGCACGAUAGGGACAUUGGAGAGGACAGCAAGGCUCUGGGGAAGCUGCGGAAGGAAUGCGAGAGGGCGAAGAGGGUUUUGAGCAGCCAGAGCGAGACGAGGGUCGAGAUCGAUUCCCUUUCUCUGGGGCUCGAUUUCUCGGAGCCACUGACCAGAGCGAAGUUCGAGGAGCUGAAUCUGGACCUGUUCAAGAAGACGCUGGAGCUGGUGGAUGCGACAUUGCUGGAUGCGAAGCUCGAGAAGGGGGAGAUCGACGAGAUCGUGUUGGUGGGAGGAAGCACCAGGAUCGUGAGGCUGAGGGAGAUGCUGAAGGAGAUGUUCAACGGGAAGGAGCCCAACAAAGGAGUGAACCCUGACGAAGCUGUGGCUUAUGGUGCUGCCAUGUUAGGAGCCAAGCUGAGUGGACUAGCUACUAGAUACGAUGGUAUUGCUCUGUUCGACGUAACUCCCUUGAGUUUGGGGGUUAGCGUUUUAGGUGAUCAGAUGCUGACUGUGAUCCCAAGAAACACUACGAUUCCGGCAAAGAUGCCAAAGACUUUGGUGACUACAGUGGACCGGCAGACCAUUAUGAGCUUUAAGAUCCUCCAAGGUGAAAGAACUCUAGCCAAGGACUGCCUUCAGCUUGGAAGUUGUACUGUUCGCGGCAUUCCACCGGCUCCAAGGGAUGUUGCUCAAUUGGAGGUCACGUUUGAGGUCAAUGCAGAUGGAAUACUAAGUGUAGUUAGUCUAAACAAAGCGACAAGGGAAUCUCAAACCUUGGUCUUUGACGAUUACAAAGGGAAUUUGACAAAGGAAGAAGUCGAGAAGAUGAUAAGGGUGGCAGCGGAGAUGGCUGAGGAAGACAAAAAGGCGAAAGAGCGUAUUGAAGCGAGGAACCGCUUGGAGAGGUACAUAUAUGAUGUCAAGCACGCUGUGGGCCAUGUUAACGUCUGUUGGGAUCAACGUGACAAGACCAACGUAGAGAUUGCAUUGAGAGAAGCUUCAGACUGGUUUGAUGGAAAUGGGAGGAAUCCAUUGUCGUCCAAGGAAGAUUUCGAGAGGACGAUGAAGAAGCUGGAAGAUGUAUGGAAUCCGAUUAUAAAAAAGGUUUAUAUUUUGAUUGAUGACUGACACGGAGAUGGAUCAAAACAUGGUAAGCUAGUGGUUGUCGCAUUGCUUGUUAUAGUCGUCAAGUAGUGUUUGAUUUAGUCAUGGUUUGUUUAUGUAAUCUUGUUUAUUGUAACCCAGACUAUAAUAAGCAAGGUUAAUUUCGCGGUCAUAUUGCUCAACUGUCGUUUUCUUAGUUUUGGUUUUAAUUGAC
This is a messenger RNA of Linum tenue, 2155 nucleotides long. Lineage: Eukaryota; Viridiplantae; Streptophyta; Magnoliopsida; Malpighiales; Linaceae. The record is from the annotation of a GenBank genome assembly.